Messenger RNA from Arctia plantaginis, 603 nucleotides. The record is from the annotation of a GenBank genome assembly. Lineage: Eukaryota; Metazoa; Arthropoda; Insecta; Lepidoptera; Erebidae.
AUGUUCUCAAAAGUCGUAGCCGUAAGCGCAGUGUUGGCUGUAGCGGCAGCGGGUCUUCUGCCAGCAGCGCAUUACUCUCCAUCUGCUGCAGUCUCCUCACAGAGCAUCGUGCGUCAUGACGAGGCCCACCCUGUAUCCCACGUCGCCCGCUUUGCUGCCGCCCCCGUAGCUCAUGUUGCUGCUCCCGUUGCAUACGCCGCGCCCGCUCACUACGUUACUGCCCCCGCUCACUACGCCGCUGCCCCCGCUCACUACGCCACUGGCCCCGCUCACUACGCCGCUGCUCCCGUUCACUACUCUGCUCCCGUAGCCCAUGCUGAAGAAUACGCUCAUCCCAAAUACGACUUCUCUUACUCCGUGGCUGAUGGACACUCCGGUGACAACAAGUCUCAGCACGAGAGCCGUGACGGCGACGCUGUUCACGGUCCUUUCGGUAUCAAAAGACAACGACGAAUAAAAAAAACCUCAGGAAAAUCUACGACAUCUUACCUGUAUACCGUGUGCAAAGAAAAGAUUGGAUACAAUGUGGGAUCUGUCAAGAUUGGACACAUGAAGCCUGUUCUUCAUAUUAUACGGUACGCGGUUCAUAUUUUUUUGUUUUGA